Molecule: messenger RNA, 1340 nt
Organism: Lutra lutra (Eurasian river otter)
Lineage: Eukaryota; Metazoa; Chordata; Mammalia; Carnivora; Mustelidae
Exons: 3
Coding region: 1-1137 (378 amino acids)
Source: RefSeq, a predicted model, not a curated record
AUGGCAGUUCGGGGCGCCCUAGGUGAGGAGUGGGACUCGGAGGAGGUGGAAGAAUGCGGGAUGGGGGCAGAGGGACCGGACCCAGCAGGGUUCUGGGACCAGCUGGAGGAAGAGAGAGAAAGAGGGGCGGGUAGGAGGGACAAGGCGAACCGCCUCCCCUCGCCGCCUCCCGGGCGCACGGCUCCGGUGCUGCUCGGGCUGACUCCGGCCGCCACAGCGGCUGCCGCUCAUUCACUCUUUAUUAGCUCCCUCCCCGCCCCAGCCCCUUCUCCAGUGAAGCUCCUCCUACCCACCUCCCGCCCUCCUCUUGUUUCUUUCACCUUCGAUUUCACUCUGGAAAGCCCUCGGGACCCAAGGGCAACCGCUGGAAGACAUCCCAAGGGGGUAGCUGGAGUGCUCCCUGGGAGGAGGAGCUGGAAGAGAAUCGACACCACGGAGGACACGGUCGCUCGCGCCGCUGCUGCCUGGCUGCGCCUGGCACCGACUCAGCCCCAGCGCUGCGUGUGCCAAGCGCUGCCAGGCGUAAGUCCGGUCAGCUGGAGGGACUUCUGGGGACCGGGAGAGGAAGAACAGGUUUGGCGAGGGCUGCAGCCUCACUUGCCACCAACAUCGACGCGACCUCGCAUACACGCUCACACGGACUGGAUGGAAGGCGUCCAACCUGAUAAAUUAUGGUGUAGAAGAAUGGCCUGCGUAGACGAGCCCUGGGUACUAAAGUUGCGAGAGCAAAGAGGACAGCGGGCUGCCUGCCACACCUCCGCCUGGCUUGGCCCCCUUCUGGCUGAGCGACGCGCGCCGUGGGACCACGAUGAGCACUACUGCAGCGCCCCCUGCUGCAUGGCAACCACAAUGCUUGGAAAACAGACCUGUAGAGGGCUGACCAACCCCGCCCCCCUCCCCUCCGCCCUCCGGGGGAAACACCUAACUGCGGAGCUUUCCAGGACUCUGGCAAGAAAUCGAAUCUCUUGGAUGUCUGGCAGUGGCCUGAAAAGUAGAUACGGUGAUUUGGGGUUCAGCGAAACACAGCUCCAUCUUUUCCUGAUUUCACGAAAACAAAUCUGUGUAGACACAGAUGAAAUGAUGAAUAUUUAUUAUACCUAUUUUGCCAUGCACGACAGACACAUUUUUGUUCCCUGAGACAAAAACAUACGCGAGCAUACGGAAAACAGAGUUGUAGCUUUAAAGGCAGAGACUGAUCUUUUACCUUUUUAUUGUAACUCCAUAACCUCUGCUUACUGUUGAAACCCAUCAAGUGCCUCGGUAUCUGUAUGCCUCCACUGCAUUUACAUGUUAAUAUUGGAACCUAAAAGGAACCUACGUGUAAUAGAAGUGAUUAUUUU